This is a messenger RNA of Paramisgurnus dabryanus, 2152 nucleotides long. It is a transcript of the gene myog, whose product is annotated as myogenin. The record is from RefSeq and is a predicted model, not a curated record. Gene Ontology annotation, biological process: positive regulation of myoblast differentiation; positive regulation of skeletal muscle fiber development; skeletal muscle cell differentiation. Gene Ontology annotation, molecular function: DNA-binding transcription factor activity, RNA polymerase II-specific; RNA polymerase II cis-regulatory region sequence-specific DNA binding; protein dimerization activity. Lineage: Eukaryota; Metazoa; Chordata; Actinopteri; Cypriniformes; Cobitidae.
UGUGUGGCAACAGCUAAACGCGGAGUCAGGUUUCUCAGAGCCCCGGCUAUAUUUAACCUACUGAUCUAACACCAGGCAGAGAGUUUAAAUGGCACCACGGCAGUUGGUGCGAAGCAGUUGUCGUCCACAGAUCUUCUUCGGCACGAGCUCAGCUCAGGGGAAGGGAUUUGCACACAUACACCCACGCGAGGACCGUAAAGGACCUAUAGCUCAUCCAGAGCGGAGAGAACCAAGCUAGCGGACACCGUAUGAAAGACAUGGAGCUUUUUGAGACCAACCCCUACUUUUUCGCAGACCAGCGCUUUUACGAAAGCAGCGAUAACUUUUUCCCCUCCAGGUUGUCUGGAGGUUUCGACCAAGCUGGAUAUCAGGACAGAAGCUCUAUGAUGGGGCUGUGCGGUGACGGGAGGUUGCUGUCAGCUGGGGUCGGCUUGGAGGACAAACCAUCUCCAACUCCCAGUUUGGGUCUCUCCAUGUCGCCGCAUCAGGAGCAACAGCACUGCCCGGGUCAGUGCUUGCCAUGGGCCUGCAAGGUGUGCAAGCGCAAAACAGUGACGAUGGAUCGUCGGAAAGCCGCCACUAUGAGGGAGAAGAGGAGGUUGAAGAAGGUGAACGAGGCUUUUGAGGCUCUCAAGAGAAGCACGCUAUUGAAUCCCAACCAAAGGCUGCCUAAGGUGGAGAUCCUGCGCAGUGCCAUCCAGUACAUCGAGAGACUUCAGGCUCUGGUUAGCUCUCUCAACCAGCAGGAACACGAACAGGGCAACCUGCAUUACAGAGCCACGGCUCCACAGCGGGUGUCCUCCAGCAGCGAGCAGGGGUCUGGCAGCACCUGCUGUAGCAGUCCAGAGUGGAGCAGUGCGUCCGAACUCUGCGCUCCAGCAUACAGCUCUGCGCAUGAUGAUCUCUUGAACGACGACGCAGAACAGACCAACCUGAGGUCUCUGACAUCUAUUGUGGACAGCAUUACAGGAACAGAGACCACUGCAGUCCCCUAUUCAGUGGACAUUAGCAAAUAAAUCAGGUGUUUAGAGCACCUAUCCAUCGCACUAUCCAUCUAUUACACCCGAGGUGAAUGAAGAACCACUUUAAAGUCAUAAAACCUUGGGGUGUAUUUUUCCAGACAAAAUGAUGAGGUCCAUAUGAUAAUAUUUCCAAGUGCUUCAAUCUCUGAUGGAAUGAGAAUUUCGGAGGAAACUUAAGAGAUGCAAGCAGAUUCAUAUUUUCGUAUUUCCUGAUUCCUUUAUUUUUUCAUUUUAUUUGUGUGUGCUGUAUGCUUACCAACAGACAUCCAAUUUGUGGGUCCAAUGCAUUAACUCCAUGGUUUUGACCAAUUUAUGCUUAAUUUAAACUAGUUCUGAAUGCCAGUUGUGUAAAUAUGUUCCUAUUUUCUACAGAGUGGUUUUCUUAUUUUAUUUUCUAUUUUUGUGUGUGUUAUAAUAAUAAUUUAUUUGGACUUUUAUAAUAAAGAUUGUUGUGUAUUUGUAAAUAUUUGCAUUAAAUCAUCGUCUUUGUCCUAAAAUAACUUAACAGGAAAAAAACAACCAACAAAAAGUUUAACAGAAAAGAAAACAAGCACUAAAAUACAAUCCAUGAACUGAUUUAUAAUACAUAAGGUACAUAUUUAUUUUAUAUGUUCAUAUAUGAUAAUUUAUUCGUGACAGUUUUUUACAUUUAAAGUGAAAAAUCAAAACUCAACAGGGUGAUUCUCGCAAAAUUAGACUUAUGAGGUGUCAUGAAACAUUUUGAUAAAAAAGUAAAUGCUAUCAAAAAAAAAAGCAUACAGUUACAAACAUCUCUUAAUGUACUAUUUUGCACAUGAUUUCAUAUGACAUCAUACAAACCAAUUUUGUUGUUUUUCCAAAUUUAAGGGGAAAAUCCAUUACCGCAACGUGUCCAUGACUGGUUUUGGGUUCUUUGACAUGGAAAUAUUUAUAAUUAAAAAAUCUAAAAAAUAAAAGGCUUCAGUGCAUGUUAUACUAUAAACAUUUACAGUAAAGAAACAUGUGGUAUUUGGUGAUCAUUGGUAAAUGUAAAGACAAUAAUAAGGAAUAUAAAUGUGUCCAAGACCAAUUUUCUCAUCCUCCGCAACAAUUUUCAAUCAUUGUUUAAGCCCUCAAGGAACUAACAUUUUCAAAAAAAAAAAAAAAAAGAA